Harmonia axyridis is the source of this 1780-nucleotide messenger RNA. RefSeq names its product epsilon-sarcoglycan. The record is from RefSeq and is a predicted model, not a curated record. Gene Ontology annotation, cellular component: sarcoglycan complex. The transcript has 6 exons. Bases 67 to 1326 code for a protein of 419 amino acids. NCBI's taxonomy places the organism in Eukaryota, Metazoa, Arthropoda, Insecta, Coleoptera, Coccinellidae.
UCAAACUAUUUUCAAAUAUAAAUUAUUGAUCUGGUGUGAAUUAUUUUUAGAAAAUUGAAGUGAAAGAUGUAUCUCCAUUUGAUUUUCUUGAUUUUUGUCACACAGGCUUUUGCAGAAGAAGAGAAUGUUUUAUUGACUGAAGUAUUUACCAUUACUUUAGAUCCUUUAUUAUUCAAUUGGACUUAUGAAGGUGAACCACAUCAAUAUGUUUACCAAGCAUCUCUGUUGGAUUUUCCAGAUCUUCCAGCCUGGAUAAAAUAUGUUUUUAGUGAGAAACAUAAGAAAGGAUUCUUAUAUGGCGUACCUCCUAAUAGAAAUAUGCCUAAAAUUCCGCUUCAGGUUGUAGCCCUAAAUACCAGAAACUAUGAAACAAGGAUAAGAUAUAUAAACAUACAUAUCUCAGAGAAAUUGAAUCCAGCAAAGUUCGAAGUGAUGAUGAAAAUUGAUAAUGUUAAUGUUGAUGAUAUAUUCGAUGUUGAAAGAAUGGAAAGUUUAAGAGAUAUUUUCAGGAAGCAUUUAUGGAAAGAUAGUGAAAAUGAUCUUUACAUAACCUAUCUUGAGUCUGCUAUCGAAUUGGGAGCAAGAAAACCUCUAGAUCCCGAUCAAGAGGAAGGAAUAGUUUUGAGACUUGGCAGUCAGUCACCAUUUUCUACUAACUUGAAGGAUUUAGAAGAUGAGGUCAAACCGCUUUGGAAGGUGCCAUCUUGUCCAAGAAACUUCAAAAAAACUACUGUUGAACGAUAUUUCAGAGAUGCAGGAUUUACAUUGGAUUGGUGUGCAUUUAGAUUGAUCGAUCCCAACAAUUCGGCAAUGCAUCAUUCCGGUGUGAAAGGAAAUGCCCUAUCAAAAGAUAAAUGGGAAACCAUCACCAAAGAUAGUGUACCAAUUAGAAAUUAUUCAGUGGAUGUAACGUGGAGUUUGGUGCUUCCAAUUGUCCUUCUGGUUAUAUUAACAUUUCUGCUUUCCUUCAUACUUUGCUUUUAUCAUAAUGGAGUAUAUGAUCAGGCCAGUGAAGAUUUUUUCAGUAAUUUGUUUCACAUUUGCACAGAUACAGUCGACAGAUACAAAGAUGACCCAACAGAGCAAAUUGAUACUCCUAUUUUAAAUCAACACGCUAUACUCAGUGGCUAUAAACCUUCAAGUAAUUUAGUAAAAUUAUCUCCUGAUCCUGCGUUAGGUUCUCGCAGUCAUACAAGCAGCCCAAGUUCUACCAUAAAUAGGGGUGUCCAUUGUAGACCAAACCCCCCACCAUAUAUGAGACCAAGGUUCAAAGCGGAAAUCAAUAAUGACGAUCCAAAUUUGAAUGAAAAAAAUUGGUACUGCUGAAAGAAACCAUAAGUGUCAUCUAUGUGUAAAAUUCGAUGUUAGCUAGUCUGAAGAUGUUUCGAUAGUUGACAUGUUUUGGUUUUUAGCGCAAUUUAGUGAAAAUAGGAAAAAGAUCUGAGGAUGAACAUAUCGGCGUUUUUUAAUGAUAACGAAAAUACCAAAUAUUUUUUUUAAUCUAUUGAAAUGAAUUUAUUAUAUUGCUACCUACAAGCUGUGAAAAAAAUUAAUGAUAGGCUAUUUGACGUUAUAAAAAGUAUUGUUUUAUUGACAAACCACUUUUUAUGUGCCCACAAUAAACAUUACUGAAUAAUGAGAGAAUUUGGAAAAUCUGUCCAAUAGCCUAUUGCCAGUUUGUUCAUAAUGUAGAAGGAAUUUUGAAAAUGUUGAAUAUUUUGUUGAGUUUAUAGAUAGUAAUUCCACACUGGUUUUUAAUUCAAAUAUACCUUGAAGUAUU